AUGCAUCCUAAUCACUCCCUCUUGUCUCACAGAUGUCGGAUCGACGAGGAGGUGACCCACAAAGCCUGGCUGAACCGCUCUAAUAUCCUUUUCACCGGGACAGAUAAGUGGUCACUGGACAAGCGUGUAACGCUGGCCAAUAGCAACAACAGCGAUUUCUCCAUCCACAUCGACAAGGUGCAAGUAACAGACGAGGGACCCUACACAUGUACCUUCCAAGCCAACAACAAGCCUCGCAUCGCCAACGUCUACCUCAUCGUCCAAGUGCCGGCAAGAAUCGUCAACAUCUCAAAAAACGUGUCGGUGAACGAGGGAGAGAACGUGAACCUUUUUUGUCUGGCAGUCGGCCGGCCUGAACCAACUGUCACUUGGAAGGACCAGAAAUAUGGCAUGGUGAGUGAGGGGGAGUUCUUAGACAUCACGGAAAUCAAACGGCAGCAGGCAGAGGACUAUGAAUGCAUCACCCACAACGGCGUGGCUCCGCCUGACCAGCGGAAGGUCAAAGUCACCGUCAACUGUAAGUACCCCUCCAUAUGCAGAACACAGUGGCCCUGUGACCCUCCCAUGAUCACAGACAUGAAAAACUUGCCAGCCCAUUUGGGGAAGACAGCCAUCUUACGCUGUGAAGCAAUGGCGGUCCCACCUGCCUCCUUUGAAUGGUACAGAGAUGACCACAGGCCGGUUGAGAAUGACAACACCUUAAGGAUCAAAAAUGAGAAAACACGCUCGCUGUUGCUGUUCACCAAUGUGACAGAGAAACAUUUCGGCAACUAUACUUGCUUUGCCUCAAACCGUCUGGGUGCUUCCAACGCCAGCAUGCUGCUGUUUCGACCAGGGGCCCUACAGGGCCGAGGGAGCGGUUUACACGCCGAGAUGAGUGUCAGCGUGUGUGCGUGGGUUUCCCUCUCUGCUGUUCUUCUACUGAAGGUGUAA
Menidia menidia (Atlantic silverside) is the source of this 933-nucleotide messenger RNA. The record is from the annotation of a GenBank genome assembly. NCBI's taxonomy places the organism in Eukaryota, Metazoa, Chordata, Actinopteri, Atheriniformes, Atherinopsidae.